CUCAGCCUGUUGCCAGAAAUGGCCCUCUCAGUGGACUCCUCUUGGCACCGGUGGCAGUGGCGAGUCAGAGAUGGUGUUCCCCGGUCUCCGUUGGAAACCACACCACUACUCUCCCCAGAUAAGAGAAGGCAGAGCUACAACCUGACACAGCAGCGGGUUGUGUUCCCCAACAACAGCACAUUCCACCCAGAUUGUGAGAAGGUCUCCAGGAGAUACUCCAGCAACAGAAUCCACACAACCAAAUACACCCUCUUCACCUUCCUCCCCCAGAAUCUCUUUGAGCAGUUUCACAGAUGGGCUAACCUCUAUUUCCUGUUUCUGGUGAUUCUGAACUGGAUGCCCUCCAUGGAAGUCUUUCAUCGGGAAAUCACCAUGUUACCAUUGGCCAUUGUGCUGUUUAUCAUCAUGGUCAAGGACGGCAUGGAGGACUUCAAGAGAUACCGCUUUGAUAGAGAGAUAAACUUCUCCAGCAUUCAAAUAUAUGAAAGAAAAGAGCAGAACUACGUGCGGAGGCGCUGGAAGGAUGUGCAUGUGGGAGACUUUAUCCAAAUGCAAUGCAAUGAGAUCAUCCCAGCAGACAUACUCCUCCUCUUUUCCUCGAACCCCAGCGGGAUCUGCCACCUGGAAACCGCCAACUUGGAUGGAGAGACAAACCUCAAACAAAGGCGUGUUGUGAAGGGCUUCUCACAGCAGGUAGGGCUCUUCUCACACCUUCAGUGGGAGCAUCCUGACCAGACCAGGACUGGCUUUGGCAGUGAGAGCCUUCUGCUUCGAGGCUGCACCAUCAGAAACACUGAGGUGGCGGUUGGCAUUGUCAUCUACGCAGGCCAUGAGACGAAAGCCAUGUUGAACAACAGUGGCCCCCGGUACAAACGCAGCAAGAUUGAGCGGCGCAUAAACACAGACAUCUUCUCCUGCAUUGGGCUCCUCUUCCUCAUGUGCCUUAUUGGAGCUGUAGGUCACAGCCUCUGGAAUGGGACCUUUGAAGAACACCCUCCCUUUGAUGUGCCAGAUGACAACGGCAACUACACUUCCGUGGCCCUUGAGAGCUUCUAUGUGUUCCUCAUAAUGAUUAUCCUGCUGCAGGUGCUGAUCCCGAUCUCUUUGUAUGUGUCCAUCGAGCUGGUGAAGCUAGGGCAAGUGUUCUUCCUGAACAACGACCUUGACCUGUAUGAUGAAGAGACAGAUUCAGCCAUUCAGUGUCGAGCCCUCAACAUCACUGAAGACCUGGGCCAGAUCCAGUACAUCUUCUCCGACAAGACGGGAACCCUGACAGAGAACAAGAUGGUGUUCCGGCGUUGCACUAUCAUGGGCAGCGAGUACUCUCACCAAGAAAAUGCCAAGCGACUAGAGACCCCAAAGGAGCUGGACUCAGACAGUGAAGAGUGGACCCAAUACCAAUGCCUGACCUUCCCAGCCAGAUGGGCCCAGGGUCCAGCAACAGUGAGAAGCCAAGGAGGUGCCCAGCCUCUGAGGAGGUCCCAGAGUGCCCGGGUGCCCAUCCAGGGCCACUCCCGACAAAGGUCCAUGGGGUGCUGUGAAAGCUCACCACCUCCUGUGGCCUUCAGCAGCUCCAUAGAAAAAGAUGUGACUCCAGAUAGAAACCUACUGCCCAAGGUGCGAGACGCUGCCCUGUGGCUAGAGACCUUGUCAGACACCAGACCUGCCAAGCCUUCCCUCUCCACCACCUCCUCCGUUGCUGACUUCUUCCUGGCCUUGACCAUCUGCAACUCUGUCAUGGUGUCCACAACCACAGAGCCCAGGCAGAGGGUCACCAUCCCACCCUCAAACAAGGCUCUGGGGAUGUCCUUAGAGAAGAUUCAGCAGCUCUUCCAGAGGUUGAAGCUAUCAAGCCUCAGCCAGUCAUUCUCAUCCACUGUGCCCUCUGACACAGACCUGGGGGAGAGUUUGGGGGCAAACAUGCCCACCACAAACUCGGAUGAGAGGGACGAUGCAUCUGUGUGCAGUGGCGGCUCCUCCACCGAUGGUGGCUACAGGAGCAGCACGUGGGACCAGGGCAACAUCCUGGGGUCUGGGUUGGGCACUUCCAUGGAGGACAUGCUGGAGGCCCCAGUGGCAGGCCUGGCCAGCCCUGAGCUCUGUUAUGAGGCCGAGAGCCCUGACGAGGCAGCCCUGGUACAUGCUGCCCAUGCCUACAGCUUCACCCUGGUGUCCCGGACACCUGAGCAGGUGACUGUGCGCCUGCCCCAGGGCACCUGCCUCACCUUCAAUGUCCUGUGCACUCUGGGCUUCGACUCUGUCAGGAAGAGAAUGUCCGUGGUUGUGAGGCACCCACUGACUGAUGAGAUCAUUGUCUACACCAAGGGAGCCGACUCGGUCAUCAUGGACCUGCUGGAAGACACAGCCUGUGUGGCUGACAUUGCUAUGGAAAAGAAGCUGAAGAAAAUCCGAUCCCGAACCCAGAAACAUCUAGACUUGUAUGCAAGAGAUGGUCUGCGCACACUGUGCAUCGCCAAGAAGGUUGUAAGUGAAGAGGACUUCCAGAGAUGGGCCAGUUUCAGAUGUGAGGCCGAGGCAUCCCUCGACAACCGAGAUGAGCUUCUAAUGGAGACAGCACAGCGUCUGGAGAAUCAACUCACCUUACUCGGGGCUACUGGGGUUGAAGAUCGGCUGCAGGAAGGAGUUCCAGAUACAAUCGCUGCUCUGCGAGAGGCUGGGAUCAAGCUCUGGGUCUUGACCGGAGAUAAGCAGGAGACAGCAGUCAAUAUCGCCUAUUCCUGCAGACUGUUAGAUCAGACUGACACUGUUUACUCCAUUAUUACCGAGAGUCAGGAAACCUGUGAGUCCAUCCUCAACUGUGCAUUGGAAGAGGUAAAGCAGUUCCAUAAACCACAGAAGCCAGACCGCACGUUCUUUGGGUUCCGCCUACCUACCAAGACACCAUUCACUACCUCAGGAGCUACAACUCCAGAAGUUGGACUGGUCAUCAAUGGGAAGACAUUGAAUGCCAUUAUCCAGGGAAAGCUCGAGAAUAAGUUUCUGGAGUUGACCCAGUACUGCCGUUCUGUCCUAUGCUGCCUCUCCACGCCACUCCAGAAGAGUAUGACCGUCAAGCUGGUGCGAGACAAGUUGAAAGUCAUGACCCUUUCCAUAGGUGAUGGAGCAAAUGACGUAAGCAUGAUUCAAGCUGCUGAUGUUGGAAUUGGAAUAUCUGGACAGGAAGGCAUGCAGGCUGUCAUGUCCAGCGACUUUGCCAUCUCCCGCUUCAGACACCUCAAGAAGCUGCUGCUUGUGCAUGGCCACUGGUGUUACUCCCGCCUGGCCAGGAUGGUGGUGUACUCCUUCUACAAGAAUGUGUGCUACGUCAACGUGCUCUUCUGGUAUCAAUUAUUCUGUGGGUUCUCCGGCACCGCCAUGAUCGAUUAUUGGCAGAUGAUGUUCUUCAACCUCAUCACCCCCUUGCCUCCUCUCAUCUUCGGAAUUCUCGACAGGGACGUCUCUGCAGAAACACUCCUGGCGCUGCCUGAGCUGUACAAGAGUGGCCAGAACUCUGAGUGCUAUAACCUGUCGAUCUUCUGGAUUUCCAUGCUAGAUGCAUUGUACCAGAGCCUCGUCUGUUUCUUUUUCCCUUACCUGACCUACAGGGGCUCUGAUAUCGAUGUCUUUACCUUUGGGAUACUGAUCAACACCAUCUUGCUCGCCACCAUGCUCUUGCACCAGGCGAUGGAAAUGAAGACAUGGACUGUCAUCCACGGGCUGGUCCUCCUAGGCAGCUUCCUACUGUACUUUACAGUAUCCCUCCUGUACAACGCCACCUGCAUCACCUGCAGCAGUCCCUCCAAUCCCUACUGGGUGAUGGAAAGGCAGCUCUCAGAUCCCACUGUCUACCUCGUCUGCUUCCUCACACCAGUCGUGGCUCUUCUCCCAAGGUACUUUUUCCUGUCUCUACAAGGGACCUGUGGGAAGUCUCUGAUCUCAAAAGCUCAGAAAAUUGACCAACUACCCACAGACAAAAGAGACCUGGAAAUCCAGAGUUGGAGAAGCAGACAGAGGCCUGCCCCCAUCCCCGGAGUGACUCAACCUACCCACCAACCAGUGCCAUCUAUCCCAAAACAGGACAUCAGAGCCAGCACCCCAAAGAGCUCUGGCCCUCCCAAGCAGAAGCAGAUUGAGGACUGGGUGCUCCAUGGACAGAGAUGUAGCAGAGAGCACAUGAGAGAUGAUCCAUGCUUGGGGGACUCCUCAGCCAAACUCUCAUCUGGGGAGCACCUUCUGGGGCCUCAUGGGACAAUGGCUCCUGAAGCCUACUCAGGUGGACAGACCAUUGUGUCUCGGCACUUAAGCAGGGGCAAUCAUCGCCGAUCCCAGAGUUCACUGACCGUAUGA
Messenger RNA from Galeopterus variegatus (Sunda flying lemur), 4347 nucleotides. It is a transcript of the gene ATP10B, whose product is annotated as ATPase, class V, type 10B. Gene Ontology annotation, biological process: phospholipid translocation. The transcript is spliced from 21 exons. Lineage: Eukaryota; Metazoa; Chordata; Mammalia; Dermoptera; Cynocephalidae. The record is from RefSeq and is a predicted model, not a curated record. The coding region runs from base 19 to 4347 and encodes 1442 amino acids. Gene Ontology annotation, molecular function: ATP binding; ATP hydrolysis activity; ATPase-coupled intramembrane lipid carrier activity. Gene Ontology annotation, cellular component: plasma membrane.